Suillus clintonianus is the source of this 3561-nucleotide messenger RNA. RefSeq names its product Tim17/Tim22/Tim23/Pmp24 family-domain-containing protein. The transcript has 11 exons. Gene Ontology annotation, biological process: protein import into mitochondrial matrix. NCBI's taxonomy places the organism in Eukaryota, Fungi, Basidiomycota, Agaricomycetes, Boletales, Suillaceae. Gene Ontology annotation, molecular function: transmembrane protein transporter activity. Gene Ontology annotation, cellular component: TIM23 mitochondrial import inner membrane translocase complex; mitochondrial inner membrane. The record is from RefSeq and is a predicted model, not a curated record. Bases 1 to 3561 code for a protein of 1186 amino acids.
AUGUCUCAUGCUGACCACACCAGAGAUCCAUGUCCAUGGGUCAUAUUGAAUGACUUUGGAGGCGCAUUUGCUAUGGGCGCUGUUGGUGGCGGUAUAUGGCACGGUAUCAAGGGUGCACGAAACUCCCCUAGGUCCUGGCGGAGCAAACGUCACUUACGUGGACACUCACAGGGUGACCGUUGGGUUGGUGCCAUAUCUACUAUCAAAGCACGCGCCCCAGUCACAGGUGGCAACUUCGGCGUCUGGGGAGGCAUGUUCUCCACUUUUGAUUGUGCCGUGAAAGGUUGGCGGCAAAAAGAGGAUGCAUGGAAUGCCAUAAUUUCGGGGUUCAUGACGGGUGGAUGUUUGGCCGCAAGAAGUGGCCCAAAAUCAGCACUAGGAUCUGCAAUUGCGUGUGGUAUCCUGUUGGGUGUGUUUGAGGGUGUCGGUGUCCUUCUUUCUCGUGUGUUCAGCGAAGGUACACGACCACAGCUUCCACAACUGACUGGCACUAGCAUCAUUAUGGAGUCUACAAAGUCGGCGCGAAGCUUUGGGACGACCGUCGCUGGUCCAAGGAGAAUGGACGCAGGCAGCCGGCCCGUUCUCAAUUACGACCAAUCACACCGCGCCGAUGCAGAACCACAUUACUUCUCUAUUUAUCAUGACAAUCCGACUGUCCUACGACGUCAGUCAGCCAAGCAACUCAUCAACAGAUAUGAGUCCAUUUCGCGGGAGGAACCUCCAACUCCUCGUGGGCCACCCAGCGCAGCCCGUUUUAAUGGUGUAUUGUAUCGCCCCCCUGGCAAGGGUAAGAGGAGGUCUCUGAGUGCCUCGCUACGUGAUUUCCUGUCUGUCUUCCAGAAGGGAAGAAAAGGAAAGGACGGAGAUGACAGAGAAGAAGUCGUCCCUACUGUUGUGGUCGACGCACCGAGUAUGGCUCAGAUCCCUUCAAUGUACACCCAGAACGCCCACCUCCCUCAUGAUGCAGGUGCCGUGGUUUCGUCAGCCGGUAAAGUCUCUGCACUUCAUUGUGGUGCGCUGUUAUAUCUUUCCAUGUCAUCAUCAUCCAUUACUUCGGCUAUCCUGCCCGUCUGGACGUCCUGCAACGUUACCUUGCAUACCCUACAUAUACUCAUAACAUGGCACACCGCUCACGGUAAUCCUUCGACUCGCGUCAUUCCACUGGAUGGCUGCACUGAUGUCCGUUCUAUUUCUAUGAAUCGACUGGAUCUUGAUGAGAAGGCCCUUCUUCCGACCUCAACAGGCCAGUCCGAGCCGAAGGUAUUCGAGCUUCUUUUCGAAGGCCGCCGAAGAGAAAAAUUUGCUGCAUCAUCAAGUCAAGAACGGGCACGAUGGGUCAGCGCCAUAUGUUCUCGCAGGGAUAUGUUACUUCAAAGACAGUCGCAGGGAACAACUCGAGUAAAGACAUUAACGAUUCAGACAAACUUGCAACGCAAUGGACAAGACUAUCUGCAGCCUCCGUCAGCAUCAGAGUAUACUUCCUCCGAAUACGCGUCUUCUAGUGUUGUUGAAUCUGACACCUCGCUUACGACGGAGCAGUCUCUCCCUCCAACGCCGAGCACAAAAUCACCCUUAUCCAUUCAGUCUCCGGCUCGUUUCAGCCUGCACGACUCGCCACAGAAUUGUUCUCCCAUGUCGCUCUUACCUCCACAACCUCCGUCACAAAUAUCACCACGGAGCCCUGGUCCUAAGAGUCCUUCCAUCGCCAAACUUGGAAACCUUUCCGUAGUCACCCAACGGUUAACACAGAUCGAGCAAACGAGUUCGCCAGGAUCUGCGAGUAGUGCUUCUAUUGCGCCGCACUUACGGGGUGCUCAGACCAUCCGGCCUAUGCGUGCUCGCCGAGCGUUUGCAGAAAUCCAUAGGAUCAAAGAUGAAGGCUUUUCGAGCGACUCACCGUUGAGCAGUGGUGGACCCAGCCCGCUACCGAGAUCGCCGGCAUCGAUUGAAACAUAUUCUUCUAGGUCAAGGAGUGCUUUCGCCCGUAGUAGGACAUCUGCUCCGACUCUUCCUGGAACACCGCGAGUUAUCAGGGAAGGUUUACCGCCUCGAUCUACCUCGUCAUCUCCAGCAGAUAAGAGUCUGCAGCUGGUGCCCAUUACGGACCUGAUCAAAGAGAGCGCGACAAUGACUUUCGAUCAAACGGCAGGCAUCAACAAACAAAUUGUUGCGUUACAGCACGAUAUUCAGGACCUUCCCAGCGAGCUGGCACCCUUGUUGGCUGACACCGCACGAAAGUCUUCUACUGAGGCUAAGGAGGCUAUUCUCUCUACGAUACAAGCAUUGGUUGCCAGAGUAGAGGAGAUCCAGCAGCAGGGCUCCUCCAGCACUGUCCAGCUGCAGGUAAACUCCAUUAUGAAGAUCCUGGACGUCAUGCAAACUCAGUUGAAAUCGAGUUUUCCUCGUGUUCUCGAAAAACUCGAUGCGAUCCAUGACAAUCAAGAGCGGGAGAUGUCGACAUCACGUGCGAGCAUCACCAUGAACAAUCUGAGACCUCCUUUCUCUACACCGACUUCGCCUGCGGAAGGUUCAGCACCCUGUCUAAACGUGGAUCUCUUGGACAUAUAUGCGAAGCUGGACGAGCUUGCCUCGCUUUACAAGACUAGUAACACCCCGCCGAGCCCCACUGCAGGAAGCCCCCACGAAAAUGCAGACACUCCAGAGAAACCAGCACAUGAGCUUUUAGACGACAAGCUAAAAGCCGUCCUGGAUUAUCUGAAUGCGGAUGAAGAACAAAAAAAAGUGCAGCUCGAACAGCAGGCCGACAGCGUACGCUACCUGAACGAACUAAACUCGUGGCUGGACGCGUUCGUCAAUAACGGCACCACGCAGAUACAGGCUGUCGCAACUGGUGUUGAACAUAUUUGUAAACAGCUGGGUAUCAACACAUCCGAAGAACUUUCAAGCGCCAACCUGACUGGACAGGUGCAACAACUGUUGGAGGUGGCGCAGAGUCAAGCCCACAAUGAAGAGGAUUUGCGAUCAACAGUCCAUGAGUUGAUCCAGGUCGUUCAAGAACAUCUCAAUCAUGGAGAUGAGCAACGCAGAGCCCUUGUGACGGACUCGGUGAUGGAAAUUAUCGAUCGCCAGAGAGCAGACCAGGAGCAAAUGCUGCGGGUGUUGUCGAGCGGUAAGGGGUUUCUUUACCAGAAGAACUCGUCUGACAACCUGUCAGAGCUGACGGAGGAGAUUCGAGGAGAACGACUGCGAUUCGUGGAGGCGAUGAAAGAGGCCACAGCAAUUAACGUGCAAGCUCAUGUUGAACAUUUUAAGGCUGAGUUAGGUCGUGAAGUCGCAGUGAUGACACAAGAUGUUGGGAGGCUACACAAAGAGAAGCAAGCGAUCGAACAGCAAAUUGCGGACCUAUUCGCAUUCUACUCUAAGCAAAAGCAGGAAGCUGAGGCCGCUUAUCGGCGUGCACCUCCACGGUCUUCAGGUCACCAAAAUAUAGCUGCCUCAAAGCUACCACAACGUCGUCCGUUACCCAGCCCUAGAAACCACGGUGCUGAUGACGUUGGGUUCCAAAGGCGUGAUCCUCGGAGUAGAACCAGAGACGAUUAA